Molecule: messenger RNA, 4232 nt
Organism: Eremomyces bilateralis CBS 781.70
Lineage: Eukaryota; Fungi; Ascomycota; Dothideomycetes; Eremomycetales; Eremomycetaceae
Product: RhoGAP-domain-containing protein
Exons: 4
Coding region: 135-4094 (1319 amino acids)
Biological process (GO): regulation of GTPase activity; signal transduction
Cellular component (GO): cytoplasm
Source: RefSeq, a predicted model, not a curated record
CGAUCUUUGCGAUCAGAGCACACAAAUUCAACAUCGGCCAUUGACACGGUGGAAUAACAUCGUGGGAGGCCAGCACAGAUCACAACUCGUUAUUUGAGUAUCUUUAUCGGGUGGAAACGCAAAUCGUAGCCACGAUGGAUGUCGCGACGAUGGAUUCUUCCACAGAAUACCCCGACAUGGAGUCCCCUAUGGAUCAGGAUGAUGUGAUAUACCCGUGCAAAGGGUGCGGAGAGGUUCUUGAAGAGGGCAAAGCAUUUGAGUUAGCGGGAAACCGCUGGCAUAUUGACUGCUUCCGCUGCCAUACAUGCGGUCUUCUCCUCGAUAGCGACGCGAACCUGCUGCUCCUCGGCGACGGCUCGCUCAUCUGCAACAACUGCACCUACUCCUGCAGCGCAUGUGGGGACAAGAUCGAAGAUCUCGCGAUCCUCACCGGCGAACAAGCCUUCUGCGCGUCAUGUUUCUGCUGCCGUAACUGCAAACGCAAGAUCGAGAACCUACGAUAUGCGCGAACCAGCCAGGGCAUCUUUUGCAUGAGUUGUCAUGAGAGCUUGAUGGCGCGGCGGCGGAAGAAAAGCAGGCAGAAAAGCGAACGGGCGGCAGCGGAGAGGAACGCUCACAUUAGUAAGGAAAAGAGUCUGCCGGCGCUACCGCAGAGCGCGGUGCCACCGAACGAAUUCAGUCGCUCGACUCUGGGUGCGCCGGAGCCAUAUAACAACGAUGUGUCGCCGAGACCGGGGAGUAAUAAGUCUCGACAGGAUCUCUCUGCUGGCGAAAGAGGGAGAGAUGCGUCGCCGGGCUCAUUCGAAUCGAGUCGUAAAGAAACCCUACCCGCCAGCACCUAUAAGGACGAAUCUCGAAAUUUGUCGAUGGAUGGGAGUGUGAAUGGCAUCAAUAGUGAUGAUGGCGUAUUCGUCCCAUUAGCUUUCGAUCCAAAUCCCGCCCCGGAUCCAUCUCCCAUGGCCAAAUCACAACCCUUUAGCGACGGAUCAGCCUCGCUCAAUGAGAACUCCGACCUGUCUGAGUCCACUUCAUCUGUACGCGCCGCUAAUACCCGCGACUACUUCAGUCGAACGAACGCCCCUCCUUCAGCAAACCACCGCGAGAUGCUUAAAGAAACGCUUGGUCAUAAAGCCAACUCGUCCCGGUCCUCCUCGGCGGACCGUGGAAAGGAGGGUCCUGGCACUCCCCAUAUCAUGUUUCAAGAAAAAGGGCGAGUGCCAUCGGAUCAGGUACGGUCACGGAAACAACCAAGUGGUCCGCCAUCGCCAGCACCACCGGCGGACAAACAAUUUGGGAACACGACUCAAUCAGUUGCAUCCCCAAGUUCCGGAGCGCCGGGAGAGUUCAAACUUCAGGAUGCACCGAAAUCAAGAAAAGCCUCGUCGCGUCGAAGUACCGGAAAUCACAAACAGGAGGGUCAUCUACACACCCAUUCACAGUCCGGCAGAUCUCCGGGAACUUCAUCGGUCUCUUCACCCAACUCGGAUUUGAUAGCUCGGACCCUUUCUCCACCUCUGGAACACUCCAUCACCAACACGUCACACACGUCGGAUCCUUCCGAAGGCUCCUACUCUUCAUAUGGCGAUUCGCCAAACCUCACACAAGGUUCCCCUCCUAUGGCAUCACACCGUGCAGAACUACCCCAACGAGGCGACUCUCUCGCCGCAUCAUCGCUGAAACAGACGAUCCCCAGGAAAGAAAUCGGCGCUCCUAGAUCCGAUCCUACCACGCCAACCGGGCCGACCGGUCCAACCCGAUUUGCCCAUGACCGAGCGGCGCCUCCCGCGUCGUCGUUGCGGACACAAGAGUCACAAGUGAAUGGAACGCAAGCAGGCGGAAAGUAUGCCUUGGACAUACCGCACCCGCCUCAGCGCUCCGCCAGUCGGCCCAAUGCCAGCCCUCAGCAAGGCAUGGAGGCAUCGGAUGAUGGCGAAGGUGGCUCGUUCACUUCACCUCGACCACCACCCGCGCCACCAACCGAGAAUAGACACAAGCCGGGCGAAUCGAUCAGCUCUGUUCAUAGCGAAUCCGCAUCGCCAUCCUUCCUUCGGUAUAGCGGCGGAGGGGAAUUCAGCUUGGACGAGGACAUGGCACGCAUUAUCCGCGGGGAAGAUAUGCUCCCCGCCGAGAAAGACUCGUCGCUUGCGCGCCGCAUAUCCAACGCGGUUAGCAAGCACUCGCGUAGUUUUAGUGACCGUGGAUCCCGCUCAUCAGCAUCGCAGAAAUGGCCCCGAACCACCCCCAUCAACGGCACGUUUGACAUCAGCAACCCAACGUCACCCGACGCGACCCGGGAUGAUCCAUCCGUGCUGCGGAAUCAGUUGCGGCGCGCACAGCAGCGCAUCGCAGAAUUGGAGGCCGAGAAGGUCGGUCUUCAGGAUGUGAUCAACUCGUCGGCGGAGAUCAAGCAUGUCAACUCUGAGCUUCGCGAGAAGCGGUCCACCGUUGCUGUCCUCGACUCGCAGCGCGAGAUCGUCCUCCGCGAGCUCGAAGUGAUGACCGAUCAGCUCCGCAAAGCGAAGGAUUCCAAUUCACCAGCCACACCUUUCGACAUUGCCGCGCUGAAGAGCGAUGCCGUGCGCGAGCUUGCCGCCAGCCUCCGCGUUCUCGAAGACCAGCUUCGUUCGGAGAUCGAAGAGCUCAUGGAGAAGCGGGCCGACCUCACACAGGAGAUCGCAGACCUGAUCCAGAUGAAAGACAAAGGCUUCCAAGAAUACGAAGCGCUGUCCACACGAAACGCACAGUUAAACACGUUAAACCAUCAACUCGUCCAGAGCAUUCAGGAGAUGUACAAAGCCGGGAAGCACCCCAACGGUUCCGCCUCCGUCGACGCCGGCCGCCCUGGCACCAACGGCCUCGGCAUCUACCACCACCAAAAGGACAGGUCCGAAGCCUCCGUCGACCUGCGCACCAUCAUCAGCGGCCCCACCAGCACCGGCACGAGCAUCAGCGGACCGAGCAUCAGCGGCCCGAUCCCCGCCGAGGCAUCCUACGCGCACCUCCUCAAUGGGCCGGAUGGCCUCGAACACGAGCCCGUGAUCGUCGGACCCCCGCACGUCGUCAAGCUCGACCGCACGAAGGGCAAGGCAAAUAUGUGGAAAAAAGGCGGCGCCUCGCUCGCGAAGAACAUCAAGGGCAUCCGCGGCGCCCUCAGCGGCGACCGGGCCCACGAGAUCCCCCGCUAUGGCAGCAUCGGCGGUAACGGCACCAUUACUGAGCCCGGCAUGCCCUACAACUCUAUGCCCGCCGGCCAGCAGCCAAACGAGCUCGGCACCCCGAACCUGGCCUCCAACAACAACCGCGCCGGAGAGCGCGAACGUGAGCGCGAGCGGCAGGGUUUCGGGGGGCUGUUCGGCAGCGGGCAGAAGGUCGGGAACAAGCUUGGACCCGGCCACGCGCACCUCAAGUCGCACCACACCAACUCAUCCAGUCCGUCACUGUCAGACGGGACGAAAGACACGCAGUUAUUCGGCACGGAUCUCGCGACGCGGUGCGACCAAGAGAAGCGCAGCAUCCCGUCGAUCGUGAUUCGAUGCAUCGAAGAAGUCGAACUCCGCGGCAUGGACGCAGAGGGAAUCUACCGCAAAUCCGGCGGCAGCGGGCAGGUGAACAGCGUGCGCGCCGGCUUCGAGAAGUCGAACGAGUUCGACAUCUCGGAUCCGGAUUUGGACAUCCACGCGGUAACGAGCGCACUGAAGCAGUAUUUCCGACGGCUGCCCGAGCCGCUGAUCACGAAUACGGUGUACGAUGCGCUGUUGGAGGAGGCGACAGGCGGGAAUAUCGGGGCGGCGAGUCCCGGCGAGGAGGUGCCGGAGCCGGAGAUGGAGGAGCGGGGACGGCGGAUCCGCGAGGUGUUUAAGGGGCUGCCGGGGUGUCAUCGCGACUGUCUGGAGUUCUUGGUGUUCCAUCUGGUGCGGGUGGUGCGGAUGGAGAAGAUGAAUCUGAUGACCCCCCUCAACCUCGCCGUGGUCUUCGCCCCGACCAUCAUGCGCCCCACCUCCAUCGAACGCGAGAUGAGCGACGUCCAGGCGCAGCGCGUCGCCGUGCAGACCUUGCUGGAGCAGUACAAGACCAUUUUCGACUCCGAGGCGUAAUCGACCCGCCCCUCUCCCCUUUCCCCUCCUUCUUUCUCGAACGAUUGAACAAUCUCCUACCCCGCUUCUACUUCAGCGUGCUUUCCCCUUCCAGAAUCGAAUGAUAUCCGAUCCGCGCGACAUGCCCGGCUCCCCUCA